GCAACACAAGCAGCUGGCGACGCUGUCAGGAAAAGUUGGAAUUAAUUUGUAGUUUUUAACUAAUUAUAUUUUUGCUUUGAUAACUGUAAGACUGUUUUUGCGGGCUGUGUUCUUUUUGAUGUAUGUGAGUAGAAAUGCCUCCAAAAGCAGCUAAAAAGGGCUCAGCAAAGAAGACUAACGCAGCUGGAGCCGCAGUUGUCAACAAGAACUGGGAGACUGGUCUCACUAAAGCACAGUUUGAAGAGGACUCUUGGCAGGCCUGUGUGUCUUUGGUGGUUGGGAAAAGUCAAGAAGAUGAGGAGCUGGUCCAGGCUCUGGUUUUGGCCGUGCAGCAACCUCAACGCAAACUUUUCGGCCUGUUGACCUGGGACAGCACCCUUAGAAAGAUCCAUGAAUUGGGGAAUCCCAAAGCAAAAAAACCUGAUGAUGUCCCCAUGUUCUAUGAGGUUAUGGAGCCUGCUAAGGUGCUGCUGGAUGCAGGAGAGGAGAUUCCCUGUGACCUGAUGUCAAAAAUAUUGAAGUUCCAGCUGCUUCAGAUCAAAGCCAAUGAUCAGCAGAGGAGGGAAUCCGAGCAGGAUGUGGAAAAGAAGGCAAAGGCCGGGACUGUCUCUGCCAGCAAGGACAAAGGAGCAGCCAAGGUUUCUGACAAAAAGGGAAAGAGUCCGCCCUCACCUGAGGGACCUUCCCAGGAUAAGAAGACCAAGCUCAAACGCAGGGAUGAUGUUGAGCCGCCUAAAUUCAUUGAUGAUGAGCCUGAUGAUGGUCCUCAACACUACAUUCUGGUGCUGGGCUUCUACCAGCCCCACCUGAUUGUGGCCCUUAAUGCCAUAGGUGUAAAUGUAGCUAAUGUCAUCGAAUUGUGUUCAGAGCACAAACAAACUAGUGAAGUGCAGCAGGAACAACACACCUCUGAGGACAAUGAGCUGAGCCAGAGAACAUCUCCAGUUUUGGAUGCAGACAGUGUGGAGCAGGCUGUACGGGCCACGAGGUUGGAUCUGUUCUGGUCAGGUCUGAGACCAGUUUUGGAUAGCAUGCCACUGGACUCCAACCUCCACAAUGUGGCUCAGCUCAGCUACACUGUCCCAGAUCUCUUACCUUCCUUCCACCCACAGGACCCUGGGGCUUUGCUGCAGUUGGGAAGCCGAAUCUUUGAGGGUGUUGCCAGUCUCAUCUAUGACUGUUUGGACUGGCGCAGGCAGCAUCAGCACUACCUAGACAACAUCAAACUCUUCAGUGUACCCACUAUUGUUGGGUUGGAUUCUCAGCCCAAAGAGGUUGCGCCGACCCCUCUCCCCAUGACUCCACGCUCCAAGAAGAAGUCAGUGCGGGAGGAAAGUCCCCCAGACCAUGAGACAGAGCUGCCUCCUCUUUCUACAGAUGUGGACAUGCGUUACUAUGACAACCUACUGAACCUGGUUCCACCUGAAGCUUGCUCGGUGCCCCUUAUCUUGCACUGUAUGCUAGAGCAGGUGGUGAUUUCCACAGAACAGUCUGUCUCCACACAGUCCCAUGUGGCUGAGAAGCCCAAACCUCAUGAUGGUCCCUGGUUAGACUGUCGGCUCGUCAGCUACAUGCUGCAGAGCUUCCUGCCUCUGGUGCACACAAAAGAAGAGAGAAGCCACAUGUUAAAUAACUUGCUGACUAUAAUACAGAAUGAGGAAGACAAGAAGAGGCUAGUAGAGAAGUUUGAAGCAGAGGAGACUCAGAAGAAGUCGCAGCACCCUUUGGUUAUCAGACACCACAAUGAAAGGGCACUGCGCUUGAGGGACAUCAGUGCUGUUCAGGGUUUUGAUCCAGCAGAGGUGGAGUUGUCCAUGAUGAAGCUGUCUCCAGUGUGGGAGCUAAUCCAUUCUGCAGCUCAUCCGAGAAAGAGCUACACCUGCUGGAUGGCAGUCAAACAGCAGCUGCAACACUACUGCACAGAUGAUGCUGUGUCAUGGCCUGAGGUGGAGCGUCUGUUUCAUCAGAGUGUGUUUGAGACUAUGCCACUGACCAGGCUGGACCAAAAGGGUGUACUACUGAAUACUGCAGGACCACAGGGAUCACUGGGACAAGCACAGCAGCAGACAGCCACAAUAAUCCCCUGGGACGACCCACUAUCCUACGCUAAACAGCAGCUUCAUGACCUACGGACAAAAGGUCCUACAUUUCUUACUGAGGACCCUGGUAACACAGAGCAGUUCAGUGGGAGAGUGUGUAACCAUCUGGACCUAUCUGACAUUCAGAGUUGUAGGCUGAGAUCUCUGUUUGACUGGUAUUAUGCUGAACACCAUGAUGCUUCCAUCUUCCCACAGGUCCUCCAUUUAGCCUCAGAAGAAUAUCGCUGCUUGGACACCUUCAGAGGAAGCUGCAUCCUCUAUAUUUUUUGCCACAAUCCCAGGAGUCCCCAACGCCAGAGCAAGGAGUUCUGGGAUGUAGCCCUUCACACUGAUGUCAAGUUCAGGAAGUAUCUGGAGCAUGUUGCCGAUAUGAUUGUAGAUUGGACAAGAGAGGAGGAAUUAAAGAGAGAGGCAAUGCAACUCAGAAAUCUCAGCUGUGCUAAGUCUCCAAAAGAUGAAAAAACUACAGAUUCUGCAGUGGGGAAGGACACUUUGGAGCCGGUCAUCAGGAACGACUCCCUUAAGGCGUGGAAGUUGGAGCAGGAGCAGCUAAAGGAGGAAGAGAUGGCCAAGAAAUCAAAGAAGGAGAAUGCCCCAAAAGGCAAGCAGCCGAAGGAGGAGGCUAAGUCAACGGACAGUAAAGAAAGUAAAACUUUGUCUGGUGGCAAAAAGAGCAGAGCAGAGACAAGAGGCAACUCAGCCAAGACUCCCAGAGAGUCCAUGCCUAUCACAGUAGCCCAUGUGGAGGAAAACAAAGACCUGUAUCAGACAGAGGAGGACUUUAAUGGUUUCACCGGCUACACAAUGGAUGGGAAGUUGAUCCACGUGUCAGGUCGUCUCCAGUACCUUUUCCCUUCAGACGGAGGACACAUCACUGUGGAGAAUGUCAGCUAUGUUGAAGGUUCCAGCCUAAUGAAACUGGCUGUGAAAAAGGAUGGACAUCAUUUCUACACACACAUCAACCAAGUUGUUAUUGAUCCAGCAAAGCCUCCCCCUCAGCCCCACGGCAAAGAAACCAAUGACAAAAAGGAAGACUGUAAAGUGUCAGAGCCUGUGGAGAAGAAAAGAGUGAAGCAGGGCUCCCUGUCAGCAGUGCUAAACAAUGGAAUUCACCUUUCAUACAGUUUCUAUGGUCCCACAGGAGAAUAUAUAGUGAGUCCUCAGAAAGCAGAAGAGGGUAUCACAGAGGCCUCCACCCUUGUCCCCAUUCCUCUCUCCUCCUCCACCCAGCGCUCUAAAGCAGACCUGGAUUCACUUCCCUCCAAUACACACACCCCAUCCAGCCAGAACAGACCUCAAGAGUUGCAGUCUAAGGUGUGUGAAGGCCAGCCAACAAUGACAGCAAGUCCAUUCAACAGUCUCAACCUGUCUGUUCCUAAUGGCCUGCUGCUGCAGUUUCUGAGAGAGGAUACUCAAGGAAUGUUCCCCAAGGAGCAGGGUAUGCUGGUGAGACAGAGCUUUCCUCUCCAUGGUAGGGGGGAGCUGAGGCAGCUUCAGGACCCCGCCCUCUCCAAAGAACUGUCCCGCAAUGUCACCAGCCAGGGAACUGUGAUCCGUUACAUGAGAGACGGGUCCACUGAGGUGCUGUUUGCAGAUGGCUCAGUCAGUUUCAGCCAAGAUGGUGGUCCAGUGUGGGUGCCUGACUCUGAGGUUGAGGAGGAAAACAUUCCCGACGAAGCUGAGGACAACAAGAAAGAACAGAGCUCAGAGGAGGAGGUUGAUGCUCGGAGAGGGUGUUGGUUAACUACGACUCCCUCUGGAGAACGCAUCUGCACUGUGGGAACUACACACAAACACAUACCCACUGCCCCUCUUAAUGCCUUCAAGGCUACAGACCCCAUCACCCGUCAGGUGAUGCUGAGAAGGGAGGAUCUGGUGGUUUCUGUCCAGAACCCAGAUGGAUCUCUGAGUGUGGAGCAUGCAGAUGGAACCAGGAUUACCAGUCUCUACCAAGACAGACCACCAAACACAGGGGAGCAGCCUGAGAGUGUGACUCUUAAAGCCACUUCUGAAUGUGUAUGUGGCUGCAUUGAAUGUGUGUGUGUCACACGCUGCGCAGACAGCAUCAAUGACAACAAGCAUACCCAAGAUACUCGUGACAUUGGAGAAGAGGGUUGCAGGGACGAUGCAGGGAAAGCAUCUGACAAGGAGUGUGAGUUGAGUGAGUGUGAGCAUGUGUUCGGUGAAAAGGAUUGUGCUGAGAAUACAUUGUAUAAGAAUGUUGAGGAGAGUGUGUUUGCAGAAGAGACUGUGGCUGAGAAUGGUAUGACGAGCACAUGUGAAAGUGAUAAAGGGAGUGUGUCAAACAAAGAGCGAGUGGUGUUGGUGGAGAAGAAGGGCUGCGCCACAGUGGUGAUGUAUCCAGAACGCCAUAUGGCUCACGUCUUUUUGGCUGAUGGAACUGUCAUCACUGGGAACAACCAAGGAGCCUAUGAGGUGUUCCCAUUGAAUGUGGGGCUCCUGCACAUUCAAAGUGAUGGGAAGUGUGUGUACUCGUCUGAUCCACUUGUGACCCCAAGUCCAAAAGGUGGCACUCCCACAAACCAACCAGGAAGCUACAUCUUGAGUCACACAGACAAAGUUGCCUGUGAUGUUAUAGACCCCGAUGGGAACCACUUUCAGGUGAUGGAGGACGGGCAGGUAUCAGUGCUGAACUUCAGUCCUGCUUCAAGCACAAUGAAACAUGAUGAGGAAGAGCCAGAAGAGGAGGACAGAGAAGUGACCAGGCUUCAUGUAAAACACAGAGAACAUUGUCCCAGGCUGUUUCUGGUACACGAGGAUGGCUCAGGUACUGAACUGCUGAGCUCUCAAACUGUAGAGGAGCUGCUCUACCAGGCGUACUCUGACCCUACCAUAGCACUGCUGAAGGAACCCCUGCCAGACACACAAGAUGAAUUUGGCAUUACAAUCCUAAAGCCCAGUCACCAGAGUGUGUGGUCCCAGUGGUUGCUAGGGAAACAGAACCCUGAUAUUACCCCUCCCAACCUCAGAAACCGCAGCUGGCAUGACUUCCCCUCUGUAGAGAAGAAGAGCCCGGGUCCUCAAUUUGGUACCAACAUGGGACGAGGUUUGACUCUGAGAGAGAAGUCUGGUGGUUGUGAAGAACAGCACCAACCUGUCAGGACCUGCCCUAAAGUCCUCGAGAUGAGGGAACUGUACCAGCACCGACCAUUCACCAGGCUGCUCAAAAAUAAUAUAGACACACGGCUGAAGGAAUACAUAGAGAGUUUGAUGGAGAGGGAGCAGCGAUCAGAGGAGAUGAAGGUUAAAGACCCUCGCACUGAGGAAGAGAGUGCCCAAGCCAGUGAUCUGCUCAAUUUGGUCCUGUCUUUCGCAGAGGAAGAGGAUGCAGAUCACAUCUUUGACAAGACCUCAGUGGACAUAGGCAGUUUGUACAGCCGAGGUGUUGGAGCCCAAGUUGAGCAGUCAGAUGUUUCAGAAGUAACAGCAACUGUAGCUAGUGACAGCAUCACUAAUGGAAAAGAGUCAAAAUGGACAGUAAAACGCGCACAAUACAGGCUGGAGCUCUGUGAGGAGAAGGUUUGUAGCAUGGCUCUAACAAGGAAGAACAUUGUUCCUUAUUUCCACCCAGAAAAUAUUCCAAUAUACCAGAAUCUGCUCCAGCACCAAACACCAGACAUGAGGAGACUAUCCAUGGAUCUUCCUCCGAUCCCCAGGUCAGACAGUGCUGAGACCUUCCUCAAAGAUGCCCCACAAGAGAACACCCCACGACCUUUAAACCCAACACCCUCUCAGUCAGCAAGUCAUGCAGCAGGAAGUGACAGGAUGCCUGAGAUGAGACCUACUAACCCCACACCUCAGACUGCCGGUGAAAUCAGUCUGAGGGGUUCAUCGGGGCCUUAUAAGUCAGUCCAGGUGGAUGUGACAGGGAAGCCUAGGAGGGCUAAAGUCAGACUACCAACCUCCAUCCUCAGUUCUAAACCCUGCAGUGUACCAAAUCAACAGUUCCUAUCAGUGGAAGAGCCAGUGAGGAGGAAGUGUCGUACAAUUUCACAGACUUAUCCAAAUGUUGUAGUGAGGGGCUUCCAGCUCCUCCCGCCCAGCGUGGACUUUGGCACACUGCAGGAGGGCACCUCCUCUGCCAUUACUGUGGUGAUGAAGAAUGUGGGUGUUGACUCCUGCAGGUUCCAUGUGAAACAGCCUCCCCCAACUACAGGCCUCCGGGUCAUCUACAACCCAGGGCCUGUGGCUGCUGGUUUGCAGGUUGAACUGCAGGUUGAACUGUUUGCCAUGUGUGCAGCCCAAGCAGGAGAGGUAGAGCCAAAAAAAUACAUCUCUCAGGAUAUUGUCAUCCACACGGAAACAGAUAUCUUCUACCUGCCUGUCACUGCUACCAUCCUUCAUGAGAGGUUAUAUGAAAUUUGGCUCAAGGACCACACCAGUGUACACAAAAAGAAAGGCUCCAGAGUACCUGAAUUGUCUUCCAGCUUACCGGUUGGCCAGGGAGUCAUACACAGAUGAACCAAUCCCCUCCUGCCCAGUCCGGCAGCAAAAACAGGACAUCCUACUGGCACUACUAGUCACCAGGAAUACACAAAACCAUCAUCUUCAAUCAGUUGUCACAUUAUUCAAGUCUUUGUCCAAUUAUCGCCAUACCACAUUCCUUUAUUUUAUUCCUCACAAACCAAAUAUUUUGAUGGAUUUUGAUAUUUUCUUUAAAAUAAAACCUUUAUUAAUACACGG
Seriola aureovittata is the source of this 6803-nucleotide messenger RNA. RefSeq names its product sperm associated antigen 17 (gene spag17). Gene Ontology annotation, cellular component: axonemal central apparatus. The coding region runs from base 135 to 6581 and encodes 2148 amino acids. Lineage: Eukaryota; Metazoa; Chordata; Actinopteri; Carangiformes; Carangidae. Gene Ontology annotation, biological process: axonemal central apparatus assembly; epithelial cilium movement involved in extracellular fluid movement. The record is from RefSeq and is a predicted model, not a curated record. The transcript has 49 exons.